Messenger RNA from Trypanosoma theileri, 4161 nucleotides. RefSeq lists its product as uncharacterized. The transcript has a single exon. Bases 1 to 4161 code for a protein of 1386 amino acids. NCBI's taxonomy places the organism in Eukaryota, Euglenozoa, Kinetoplastea, Trypanosomatida, Trypanosomatidae. The record is from RefSeq and is a predicted model, not a curated record.
AUGCUACAGAUUUUUGAACAAGUAAAGGAUGUUUGCCAGCAGCGUCGUGAGUGUUUUGCCCGUAGUGAAAAGGAAAAAGAAAAAGAAAAAGAGGCACAUCUGCAUAAUAUAAGAGGAAUAAAAGAAACAAACACAACAACAACAAUAAUAAUACCUUCACUUACUUUCUUACUUCGUCGUCUUCGCAGGGCUGCGGCUGCGGGAUCUCCACAUAAAGAGACUUCGCAUGUGUGGCCAAAGCCGUUUCUCUAUCCAACACCAGACGGGACUCUUCACUCCGCAACUUCACCGCACAAACGCAUACAUAGGACGACAUCUCCUUUAGCCUCGCAGACAGGAAUAUUAACAACAGAUGGACCACAAGAAUGGAAAGGAGAGAGGCAUUCACCACCCAUGCCAACAACAACAACAACAACAACAAUUGGAGUUAACAAUAAAGAAGAAGAAGAAAGUGAGAAAGAAAAAGAAAAUGUAAAAGAGGAAUCGGUUGACUAUUGUACUCGAAUUGCAGUGGAGCGUGGACUGGUGUCAGUACUCAUCAGUGUGUGCUCUGCCACUACAGUUGAAGGUGAAAAGGAGGCGGGAGAUGUUUUCACACUGCAGGAACGUGUAGAGGCACUGCAUACACUUGUGUUUAUAAUGUGUUAUGCCUGUGGAGUGCGGGGUGAUGAUGGUUCAAUUAUUUGUAAGAUUGAUUUGCUGCAACUCUCUGCUACUGCAUGCGAUAUAUUAAAACGGGUUCUGGAGCAAGUGAUGUCUAAUAAUGAGCAAGAGAAAAAAAAUACAACUGGAAGUAAGAGAAGAGAACUUGUGGAAACAUUUGCUUCUAUCUCUAAUACGAUUGUUAUGUUGCUUGGCUGUAGAGAUCCACGUCACUGGGAGUGUGAUGAGGAAGAGGAAGAGGAAAGAAUAGAUCCAGUGGAGUCUCAUAGUCAUGCCUCUUCACAUCCAAUGAGUUUUUGGCAACGGUUUACAAGUGAAGAAAGUAUUGAUGGUUGUUGUUUGUGCUGUGGGGCUGGUCCACUUUCAUAUCAGUUUAUGAUGACUGCACUUACGGAGAAUGGAUUGUGGCAGUAUAUGUGGCGUUUUGUUGCUUUUCCCUUUUUAAUACAGGCUUCUCAGGAAAAGAAUGGAAUUCAACAACAACAACAACAACAACAAGAAAGUGAUGGUGAUGAUGAUAAGUAUAAUAAUAAUGAUAAUGAUGGAAUAGAGAUGGGGAAUGGAGAGAAUGAUUUUACACAGUAUUGUAAUACUGUACGUAUUCUUGGAGUUCGAUUAACAUUAAAGAUGAUGACAUUAUUACUUUUACGAGGUUCAGUGGCUGAAGAACAUGAUCUCGCGAGUAUACUUUGUUGCCCAACCGUACAGGAAGAGGAGGAACUGGAGACUAUGUGGAGUAAAACACUUAUACCGUCUCGUAGAGAAAAUCCCCAUCGUCAGCUAUCUACAUUAGAAAAACGUACGAUAUUUACAUUACAACAAAUCUCAGGUUUUCUGGUAUUUCGUCGACUUUCUUGCUAUGCAGCAAAUGCAAUGCAUAUUCUUUUAACACGUUUAUAUCCGCAACAACUACCAAUAUCAGAUAUUAAUAUGCGAGUUGUUUUUGAAGCUCUCUUCUUCUUAAAAGAACCAUUACCAUUACCCAUUCCAACUCCCAUCUAUGGUAGUACAUCUCCUGAAGAAAAACAUAAUGAUAAGGAAGAGAAUACGGUUUUUUAUAUGAAUCAGUCGACUGUAGAGAUAACAGCAUCUCUCAUGCUUGGCCGUUUACUUCAUGUAUUGUCUUUUCAUCUUGAAUUUUACCGCGAUGAGUGGUGUGAAACUGUGAAAAAGAAGAGACAUAAUGGUCGCUAUGCAGGCCGUACAUUAACGCCUACUACCAGUCAUGUACUUUGUAUUGCAGGAGCGCUACUCUCUAUAGUGUUGCUAUUAGACCAACAACAACAACAACAAGAAAAAGAAAAAGAAGAAAAAGAAAAAGAAAAAGAAGAAAAAGAAAACGAAGAGCAUCAGGGGUGUAGUGGUCUUCUCUCGUUAGAGCAGGCGAUGGGUCGGCAUACAACGUAUAAGGCAUGUGAACAUUCACCAUUACUGCCGGCUGCACUCUCGGCGGGACUCAGUCGCACACAUCAAGUACUUCUCCUCUUCCGCACUCUAGCCACUAUACACAUACAAACACCCAUACACACUCAUACACGUCAUCGUGGUCAUUCCACACAUACACAUAUAAAUAAUACUACUACUACAUAUAUAAACACAUUACCAUGCAUACACACACUUCGACUGACUGGUCCAUACAUAAUGGCAUUUUCACAGUUAGUGCGUCCGAAUGCCCCGCCGCCCCCAUCGUUGCGGUGGAGACAAUUGAGAGCGGAUGAGUGGGCAGAGACAAUGACGGCAACCGUGCGGGGAACAGCAGCAGUAUCCACAGCGUCCACAGUGGAACGCCGAAGGAAAUCCCAAACGAGUUUGUCAUGCACGUUAACAUGUCCAUUACGUCUCUUGUGUCUGGAGGAACAUGAUAAUCUUCAGAAAAGUGCAAGAGAAAGAUUAAAAGUAUACAAUGAAGGUGAAGGUGAAGGUGAAGAAUAUAAAUACCAACAACAACAACAACAAAAAGGAUCUGAUAAGAGUUCUGGAAAUGAUGGUCUUCAACCAUUGCAGGUGUAUGUGAAAAUUCCCCGUGCAGCAGGUGGUACGGUACAUACAGAUAAUAUCAAUAAGACAGGUGUUAAUAACUAUGAAAAUGGUGCGGGUGUUUCUACCAAAACGGAAUCUAUUCAAUCAGUGGAGUCUUUCCCACCAAUGUUUUUUGGAUAUGAGUCUGUUUCCUUCAGUAAUCGUAGACGUAGUAGUGGUGGAGUGAAUACUGGUAUACGUAGUCAUCAUGGUAAUGCUGUUGGCGAUAGUAGUGUUAAUGUUAAUGGUACUGUAGUGACUUCGGUGAAUGAAAGUAUGAGAAAUAUAAUUUCUUUACCAUUAAAAAAAAUGUCAAGUGAGGUGAAAACUUUAUUUGUAAAUCGUGAUGGAGAAGAGUAUGCAAGGGUAAUGCAUAACAUUCCAUGUUUCUCAUCCCUCAAACGUGAGAAAGUGGAAUAUGUGGCUAGUGCGGAAAUAACUAUUGUAGCCCCAUUAGAGAAAUCUAAACAAAGUAAUAAUGAAGAAGAAAAAGAAAAAAAGAUGGAGGAGGAGGAGGUAUGUCCUUUUAAUAUGGUUAUUAUCGCUUCUUGUACAGUUUAUGGAGAUGAACUUUAUCUUUACUCUCAACCACCGCAAAGGUCUACUAUGAUGUUAUCUUGCGAAGAAGAAGAAGAAAGAGAAGAAGAAAAAAACUCUUCUCAACGAUCUAAUAAAAAGGAAUCCGUGGGAGGAAGAAGAAAGAAACAUGAUAAAUCAAAAACAAAACAAGAAAAUACAUUAUAUUCAAAAAAUUCCAAAUUUGGACCAACUAUGAUUUGCAGUGUCUCUCGUUUCGAAUCUUCUAACAUCAUAACAGCACGGAGUUCUUCUCCAGAGAGACUCUUCACUAUGGAUGAAGGAGGGAUCAUAUCAUCACGGAAGAAUGAUAAACAGGGUGUCAAUAAUAAUAAUAAUAAUAAUAAUAAUAAUAAUAAUAAUAAUAAUAAUAAUAAUAAUAAUAAUAAUAAAGAUACCUCACAGAAGAAAGAAGACCCUCUUCUUAAUAGUAACGAAAAUGAAUACGAUGAGAUGAAUGAUAUUGAUGCCUAUAUAGCUGGCAUAGAACCAACGGUUGUGGUAGAUAUUGCCCUCACCCGCAAAGAUCAUGAAAUCCAAUCCCUGCAAGAACAACUGGCGCAAGUGCGAGAGAGUGAGGCGGAACUCAAACGUCAACUGCAAGAAGUAUUAACACAACGCGAGACUUUGGUGACGACACUCACAGACACUCGAGCGGAACUGCGGCUUUGGCACACAGACGUCGUCGCACCGCUGCGGCGGGAAGUGACGCUCCUGCGAAGAUCACUCGUGCGGCGUAAUGCGGAGACAAGUGCGGCCGUCUCGCUCUGCCGUUCACUGCGGGAUGAACACACGGCACUCACAUCCACGAUUCACGCACUUCGUGAAGAGAUGCGGGGUUUGGUGGAAAUAGUAGAGAAGAAGAAGAACAACAACAGAGAAGAAACAGGAAGAGAGUUAUAG